AGGGAAAUAUGAAGUGCAUAAAAAGGAGAUCCAACACCAUCAUCUUGGUUCCAUAUCCAGCACAGGGACAUGUCACUCCCAUGCUUAUGUUAGCCUCCGCCUUCCUCACCCACGGCUUUAAUCCGGUGCUGGUCACACCGGACUACAUUCACCGCCAGAUUGUCCCGAAGCUCGAAUCAAAGGAUAAGAUUCAGUGCAUACCGAUCCCGGACGGCUUGGACAAGGACGCUCCGAGGGACUUCUUCACCAUCGAGAAGGCUAUGGAAAACACCAUGCCUGUUCAUUUAGAGAAACUUGUUCAUCAACUUGAUGAAGACGGAGGUGUUGUGUGCAUAGUCAUUGAUUUGCUUGCGUCAUGGGCUAUAGACGUAGCCAACCGGUGCGGGAUCCCAGCGGCCGGAUUCUGGCCGGCCAUGCUGGCCACGUACCGGUUGAUCGGAGCCAUUCCGGAGAUGGUCAGGACAGGUUUCAUUUCUGAUGCAGGGUUUCCGAAGCAAUCAGGUGGUACAUGCUUCUUACCUAAUCAACCCAUGCUAUCAAGUGAAGAGCUACCAUGGUUGAUAGGCACUCCACCAGCAAGAACAGCAAGAUUCAGAUUUUGGACCAGAACCCUAGAGAGGUCAGAGUCUCUCCAAUGGCUCCUUGUCAAUUCAUUCCCAAAUGAAUAUGGCUUGGAUGAUAAGCAAUCACAACAUCAACACAUUGAUCUUCAUCAACUGGUCAAAACCACCCUGAAAAUCCGACCACAAGCUUUCCCAAUUGGUCCCUUGAGCAAGCUCAUAGGCACCAAAAACCCUAGCUUUUGGGAAGAAGAUACAAGCUGCUUAGGCUGGCUUGACAAGCAACAGGACAACACUGUAAUCUACAUCUCUUUUGGGAGUUGGGUUAGUCCCAUUGGAGAAACUAAGGUCAAAAGCUUGGCACUGGCACUUGAAGCUUUGGGGAAGCCAUUCAUUUGGGUCUUGGGGCCUUCAUGGCGUGAGGGAUUACCAAUUGGGUACUUAGAAAGGGUGGCAAGGACAGGCAAAAUUGUGUCCUGGUCACCACAAAUGGAUGUCCUGAAGCACAAAGCAGUAGGGUGUUAUUUAACACAUUGUGGGUGGAAUUCAACAAUGGAGGCCAUUCAGUGCCAUAAGAGACUCUUGUGCUAUCCUGUUGCUGGGGACCAGUUUGUGAAUUGUGGCUACAUUGUGAACUUGUGGAGGAUUGGGGUGAGAUUGGGUGGGUUUGGGGUGAAGGAUGUGGAAGAAGGAUUGAAGAGGGUGAUGGAGGAGGAUGAGAUGGGGAAUAGGUUGAGGAAGUUGUGUGAGAGAACUAUGGGAGAUGAGGCUAAUAAUAGAGCUGUGUCUAAUCUCAAAACCUUCACUGGUCAGCUUAAAAUGACAACAGUUGGAGAUCUAUGA
Messenger RNA from Argentina anserina (silverweed cinquefoil), 1403 nucleotides. RefSeq names its product UDP-glycosyltransferase 82A1. The record is from RefSeq and is a predicted model, not a curated record. The transcript is spliced from 2 exons. NCBI's taxonomy places the organism in Eukaryota, Viridiplantae, Streptophyta, Magnoliopsida, Rosales, Rosaceae. Bases 9 to 1403 code for a protein of 464 amino acids. Gene Ontology annotation, molecular function: UDP-glucosyltransferase activity.